AUGGCUGCUGAACUUGUACUUGCAGCUGCGAGCAUAGUUUUUUCUCCCUUCCUCCAAGUGUUGUUUGAAAGAAUGGCAUCUCAUGAGUUUGAUGACUUCUUUCGGGGACGAAAGCUCACCGAUAGACUCCUAAAGAAGUUGAACACAGCAUUGUUGACCGUGAAUGCAGUGGUUGAAGAUGCGGAGGAUAGGCAAUUUACAGAGCCUAAUGUGAAAAAGUGGCUUGAUGAGCUGAAAGGUGUUAUAUUUGAUGCAGAGGACAUCUUGGACGAGACAAAUACAAAAGCCCUGCAAUAUAAAUGCAAGUCGGAUUCCGAAUUUGGAACCAUUGCAAGGAAGGUACGACACUCCAUCUCUACCUCUCAUUUUGUCAAUAAGAUAGAAAGAGAGAUAAAAGAUGCAAUUGAUAGAUUAGAGGAUCAAGCAAAACAAAUAGACGUUUUAGGUCUGAGAGAAUGUGUUGGAGGGCAACCAUUAGAAAGAUUGCCCACGACUUCUUUGAUUGAAGAAUCUAGUAUUUGUGGUAGGGAUUAUGAUAAGGAGGCAAUAAUUAACUUGUUGCUCUCUGAUGACGUGAGCGGGAAUGAGAUAGGCGUGAUCGCCAUAGUCAGCAUGGGGGGAAUUGGCAAAACCACCCUUGCUCAGCUUGUUUACAAUGACAAAAGGUUAAAGGAACAUUUUGACCUUAGAACAUGGGUUUGUGUUUCACAUCCAUUUGACGUGUUCAUGGUAAUGAAAACAAUUCUAGAGGAAGAAACUCCAAAAAGUACUCAUAAAUUGGAUCUAAAUCAACUUCAAAUGAAGCUCAAGGAGACGUUGACAGGAAAGAAAUUCUUACUUGUUUUAGAUUAUGUUUGGGAUAAUAUUUAUGUCAAAUGGGAGUUCUUAAGUACUAGUAAUGCUUUUAAAUUUAGGGCACAAGGAAGCAAAGUCAUUGUAACAACACGCAAUUCUGAGGUUGCAAGAGUCAUGCACGCUAGUGCAACUCAUCAUAUAAUGGAGUUAUCAAAAAAAGAUUGUUGGUCACUAUUUGUAAAAUAUGCAUUAGUUGAUGGCAACAUUGAUGCAUAUCCAGAACUAGAAGAAAUAGGAAGGCAAGUUGAAGAAAAGUGCAAAGGCCUACCUUUAGCAAUCAAGGCGAUUGGAGCUUUCUUGUGGUCUAAAUUAGACGUUGUUGAAUGGGAUAAGGUAUUGAGAAGUGAAUUAUGGGAUUUGCCAAUUGAGAAGACUGGCAUCAUUCCUGCUCUAAGAUUAAGUUAUAAAUAUCUUUCGUCAAAUCUAAAGCGAUGCUUUGCAUACUGCUCCAUAUUUCUAAAGGAUUAUGCUUUCGAAAAAGACACAUUAGUCUUAUUAUGGAUGGCAGAAGGUUUCUUGCUGCAACCCAAAAACAAAACAAUGGAAGAAGUUGGUGAUGAUUACUUCUCUGCUCUUGUAUCAAGAUCACUAUUCCAACGAUCAAAAAACACGAGAAAUAUAUAA
Messenger RNA from Corylus avellana, 1479 nucleotides. Lineage: Eukaryota; Viridiplantae; Streptophyta; Magnoliopsida; Fagales; Betulaceae. The record is from RefSeq and is a predicted model, not a curated record.